Ictalurus furcatus (blue catfish) is the source of this 744-nucleotide messenger RNA. It is a transcript of the gene rs1a, whose product is annotated as retinoschisin 1a. The coding region runs from base 72 to 737 and encodes 221 amino acids. The record is from RefSeq and is a predicted model, not a curated record. The transcript is spliced from 4 exons. Lineage: Eukaryota; Metazoa; Chordata; Actinopteri; Siluriformes; Ictaluridae.
CUCAGCAGGUGGGUUCAAGUUCUUUAUUAUUAAUUCCCAAUUCAAUGUUUUAACAUAAUGGCACAAGACAAAUGAGACACUCUGGUGCAUUGAUCAGCUCUUUUGUCGGUCAGCAGGUGAUCGAAGACAAUGAAAGCUGGACAACGAAAGCUUGCAAUUGUGACUGUGACGCAGACGAGUCCACCACCGAGACGACGUCCAUCAUAUCUAGCUCGGCCUGGAUCCAGGAAAUGCACUGCAUGCCAGAAUGCCCUUAUCACAGACCCCUGGGCUUCGAGGCUGGAUCCGUCACUCCUGACCAAAUCAGCUGCUCUAAUCAAGAGCAGUACACGGGUUGGUUCUCCUCAUGGGUUCCCACCAAGGCCAGACUUAACAGCCAGGGGUUUGGGUGUGCUUGGUUGUCUAAGUACCAGGACACCAACCAGUGGCUGCAGAUUGACCUGAAGGAGGUGAAAGUGGUGUCUGGCAUCCUUACCCAAGGACGCUGCGAUGCAGACGAGUGGAUCACCAAGUACAGUGUGCAGUACCGCGUCCAUGAGAACCUCAACUGGAUCUACUACAAAGAUCAGACAGGAAACAACAGGGUGUUUUACGGUAAUUCUGAUCGCUCCUCCUCGGUCCAGAACCUGCUGCGUCCUCCCAUUGUGGCACGCUACAUCCGAAUCAUCCCUCUGGGCUGGCACACACGUAUCGCUAUCCGCAUGGAGCUUCUGCUCUGCAUGAAGAAAUGCACCUAACGUGACA